AUGCAGGUCGCGCCCACCGGAAUGGCUGGCUUCGAGGGCCGCGCCGCCUCCUUCACGCCAACCCAGCCGCAAACCCAUCGGUCGCUGUACGGGGACAGCGCGCCGCAGCAGCAGAAUGGCUUCGCAAGAAGCUUUUCUGAGAGCAACGGUCUAUCGCAGCACCACAUGGAGCAUCCGCCGCAAAUUUACACCGCUGUAUAUUCCAACGUCAAUGUCUACGAAAUGGAGAUCAACGGCAUCGCCGUCAUGAAGCGUCGUUCCGACUCGUGGCUGAACGCGACACAAAUCCUGAAGGUUGCAGGUGUUGAUAAGGGAAAGCGCACGAAAGUCCUCGAGAAGGAGAUCCUGACCGGCGAGCACGAGAAGGUCCAAGGUGGCUACGGCAAGUACCAAGGCACCUGGAUCAACUACCGUCGCGGUCGCGAGUUUUGCCGUCAGUAUGGCGUCGAGGACCUGUUGCGCCCUUUGCUCGACUAUGGCUUGGAUGGCGGGUCGCAGGGACAAGAGGUCGACACGCCCACCAAAGAGCAGGCCAUGGCCGCGAACCGGAAGCGCUUCUAUGCCAGCACCAUGGAUGGCCGAACUCAAAGUGCUGCUGCUGGCGGCACCUUCUUCUCUAACAUUUCCUCUACUGCUUCAAACGCAAUCGCCGCUAUGAACAAGGUUGCCCGCAUGAACUCCCCAGCCCCACGCCCUGGAAGUGCACAACGUCGUCACAUGGCAUCCACCCCUUCACGCCCUGGCUUUGGAAGCCAGGAAUCGUUUCGCGGCGAAAGCCAGCAAAGUGUCCCAGGCUUGCGCUCCGAGCGCAGCUUUAGUGCCAAUGGCGGUGACUCCACAUAUGCGACCCAGGCUCAGGUUGAUGGACCUUUGGACGGCUUCGAGCCGCCACGUAAGAGGCUGCGCCAGGAAGACUCCUUUGCGCAACGCAAUGGUGAUGGUGAGCUCAUUCGCGACGGUUCUCCAACCGAGCCAAGCGAAUCUUUUGUAUAUCACCAGGCGCUACACCACCUCUCAACUGUUGAUGGUGAUGUCCCGGCAGCCUUGCCUCCUCUUCCAGGACCUUCCGACCCCUCGUCUCAGGAGAAACAAGCUGCGCUGCUUGAUCUAUUCCAAGACAACCAGUCACGUACUGACUAUUCAAAUCACCCUGCCAUUAUCCAUCUCUCUGGGAGCGAUCUUGACAUGCCACUGGACCAAUCUGCGAAUACUGCUCUACAUUGGGCAGCAACGCUGGCUAGGGUAUCUAUCAUGCGUCUACUGAUUUCCAAGGGUGCAAAUAUUUUCCGCGGCAAUGCGGCUGGCCAAACUCCACUGAUGGCUGCCGUAGCAGUCAACAACUGCCUUGAUCACAGCUGCUUUCCGGAGUUACUGGAGUUGCUUGCGCCGCUCAUUGAAGUCAGAGAUGACUCCGGCCGGACCAUCUUACACCAUAUCGCUGUUGCUUCAGGGGUUAAGGGCCGAGCAGCGUCAAGCAAAUAUUACCUUGAAGCCCUUCUCGAAUUCUUAGUGCGCAGCAAUACCGGUCAGAACAGCCAAUCUUCAUUCGAGGGCAGUACAUCAAAGCCCAUCGGUCUGAUGAGGUUCAUGAGCGAGAUGGUGAAUGCGAGGGAUGUCGCUGGAAAUACUGCGCUCAAUCUAGUCGCCCGCAUUGGAAACCGCAGCAUCAUUCAGCAACUGCUAGAAGUCAAGGCGGAUCCGUCGAUACCGAACUACAAAGGGCUGAGGCCUCUGGACUUCGGUGUUGGCGAAGACCCUGAAAGGAAUGGCCAGCAAACCCUGAGUCAGGUUGGAUCGCCUAGUAAAAGUAGGGGACCGGCAAGCAGAGUGGAUGAGGCCAGUAGAGAGAUGAUGCCUGCUAUGUCCUCGUUUCUUUCGCAGACGGAGUCACAGUUCAACGCCGAAAUUCGCCUGAAGCAAGAUCUCAUCGAUCGCACGAAUGCCAGCAUCCAGUCUCUAUCUACCCAGCAGCGCCAUCUCUCCAACCUGCUUGCCUCUCUUCAGCGUAGGCAGCGUCUCCAUGCGGAACGAAGUCAACGUAUCAGCAAUCUCAAAAACGCAAUCAAAGACCAACGCAGUCGCCUUGCCCGCUCCGGAGCCAUCUCAGUGGAGCAGGCUAUGAGUGCGUCUAAAGACAGCAUUAGGGUGGGCGACGCCGAUACGGUGUCGCCAGUCCAGUCGAAGCUCGGCCAGCUACGGGAUAUGUCGCCUGACUCGGCCAAUAAUUUGGAUUUAAACGCCCUUUCAUCGUCACAACAUUUCUCGCUUGUCUCCCUUCCAAGCGCAAGUACGCUGCGAGCAGCCCUGUCGGCAUAUGACAGCAACAAUGCAGAGCUUCGAGCGCGUGCAGCAGGCCUACGGGAGCGCAAUGGCGAGCUUGAGGCACAGUACCGCAAGGUCGUUUGCCUCUGCACAGGGGUUGCAGAGGACCAGGUUGAGGUUUUGCUCGGCAACCUCGUUAAAGCAGUUGAAAGCGAAAUUGGCGAUGGGGUCGAGGUUGGUCGAGUGAGGGAGUUCCUCAGGAAAGUGGAUUUUGUGGAGAAUUAG
Messenger RNA from Diplodia corticola, 2547 nucleotides. Its product is annotated as apses transcription factor. Gene Ontology annotation, molecular function: DNA binding; protein binding; transcription coactivator activity. The transcript is spliced from 3 exons. The record is from RefSeq and is a predicted model, not a curated record. The coding region runs from base 1 to 2547 and encodes 848 amino acids. Gene Ontology annotation, cellular component: SBF transcription complex; MBF transcription complex. Lineage: Eukaryota; Fungi; Ascomycota; Dothideomycetes; Botryosphaeriales; Botryosphaeriaceae.